Molecule: messenger RNA, 624 nt
Organism: Aphanomyces invadans
Lineage: Eukaryota; Oomycota; Saprolegniomycetes; Saprolegniales; Verrucalvaceae
Exons: 1
Coding region: 1-585 (194 amino acids)
Source: RefSeq, a predicted model, not a curated record
AUGUGGACAAUUGUUGGGGUGGCGGACGUGCCGCCGGCGCCGUGGAAGAAUGGCGGCGGCGUGACACGGCAGCUCGUCGCGUGGCCAGUCGGUGUGCCGGAAUGGACAAUUCGUGUCAGCAUUGCCGACGUCGAGCAAGACGGACCGUUCUCGUCCUUUGAAGGCAUCCGGCGAUGGUUUGGGAUCUUGGAAGGCGUUGGGGUCAAUCUAUUCGGGUCAAUGGACAUCGUCGUGGGGGACCCCUUGUACGAAUUUGAUGGUGGGUUGGCACCAUCCUGUACACUCCUCGAAGGGCACAACGUUCGCGAUUUCAAUGUUAUGCUACGGGAAGCUCCAGGCCGACACUUGUCCGUGGUGGACGCCAAGGUUACGCCCAACUUGGCAGUCGACGCAUCCACGCAAUGGGUGGGACUCUUUUCAGUGGACGGAGGAUCUUUGGCCCAACGAAGUGAUGGUGCGGUGGAAAAAGAGAUAGCGGUGCCUAAAAUGGGCUUGGCGUGGCUCGACCAGGUCGGCCAACCUUUGGAACUUCAUGCGAAUCCGGUCGAAGGCCGUGGCGUCGCGUACUGGUUGCUCUUGACAUAAACCUCGUUCAUAUAAGCAUCAGUACCUUUACUAUGCGGU